AUGAGUGGGAAAGUCCAAUAUGGUCCAGAAGAAACAUUUGUUUACAAUCUCUCGGACAAGUUGCUUGAUUCCUUGCAAUUGAUGUAUUUUGAUAGUUCAACUACUCAAGAAGUUUUGCCACAAAAAUUAACAACAGAAGCAUUAUCCAAACAUGAUGAACAAUCUUCAAAAGAAGUCUCACCAGGUCCCAGACCAGUUAAAGAUAAAGAGUAUUACAAGUCUGAUUUACAUAGGUUUAAUUUGAAAAGAGAUAUGAAAGGUCUUCCAAGAUUAACUGAAGAACAAUUUGAAGAAUUAGCUGGUGAUUUAGAUGAAAGUAUAUCAGGUUCAGAUUCAAGUGAUACUGAAACUGAUGAAGAAGAUGAAUUAUAUGAAAGUAAAAAGGAUAAAAUAGAUACUCUGUUUGAGAAAAAUGUUCAACAAUUACAAGAUUUGAAAUUACAAGAAUCUGAUAGUAUUGUUAGUCAUCUUGCUACAAGAUCUCCAUAUAUAUUAUUUAGAUCUUCAUUAUUAAAAGAAGAUCAAUUAUUUGGUAUUUAUAAAUCAUUAUUUAGUUUAAAACAAUUGGAAUCUCCCUUAGAAGCUUUAAAAGAAUGGAAAUCCUCAAAACCUAGAAAAUCUGCUUUAUUAAUGAUUGGCGGUGGUCAUUUUGCUGGUGCUAUUAUAAAUCAUCAGCCAAAAUCAACAAAGGGGAAUGCUGUUAAACCAGGUGAAAAUAUCUUGGAACAAAGUGUUGAUCUAGUUGUUAAUAAAUCAUUCCAUCGUUAUACAACAAGAAGAAAACAAGGUGGUUCUCAAAGUGCAAGUGAUAAUGCUCAUGGUAAGGCAAAUUCUGCAGGUUCAAGUUUAAGAAGAGCAAAUGAAAUUGCUUUACAAAAUGAAGUUAGAUUAUUAUUACAAUCUUGGAAAAAGGAAUUAGAUGAAUGUGAAUCUAUAUUUAUAAGAGCAAAUGGGUCAUCAAAUAGAAAUAUUAUUAUUGGUUAUGAAAAUGCAGUUUUACAAAAUAAUGAUGAAAGAUUAAGAUCUUUCCCAUUUACAACAAAGAGAGCUACAACUUCUGAAUUGAAAAAAGCUUGGGUUAAUUUAACUUAUUUAAAUUUAACUGAAAGACCUAAAAUUGAUGAUAAAAAAUUAAAACAAAAACAACAACAAGAACAAAUUGAACAAUCAAAAAUUCAAAAAUUAAAAGAAACAAAAGCAAAAUCACCUCAAGAGAUUCAUACAACUGAAUUAAUCUCAUUUUUGAAAAAAUCAAGAGGUCCUGUCCUUAUAACUUAUUUGAAAAAAAAUAAACUUGAUUUUAAUUUUACACUUGAACCUAAAAAUGAAUAUUUCACAACUCCAACUUUAUUACAUUUUGCAUCAUCUCAUGGUAUCAAGAAUCUUAUACCAAUUUUAAUUAAAACUGCCAAAGCAGAUCCAACUAUUCAAAAUUCUAAUGGGAAAACUCCAUAUGAUUUAAGUGCAAAUAAACAAACAAGACAAGCUUUCCAAAUUACAAGAUAUGAAAUUGGUGAAGAUAAAGGAAUUGAUUGGGAAUUAGCACAUGUUGGUAAGGCAAUUAGUAGAGAAGAAGUUGAAAAAUUAGAAUCUGAGGAAAAAUUAAAAGAAGAAUCUGAUAAACAAAAUUUAAUUAAAGAAGAAUUAGCUAAGAAGGAGGAAAUUUUAGAACAAAAUAAAAAAAAUGGUGUUUCUAAACAAUUAGGUGGUGUUAGUAUGAAUCAAGUUAAUAUUAAUUCUCUUAGUGAUGAUCAAAGAAUGAGAUUAAUGAGAGAACAAAGAGCAAGAGCUGCAGAAGCAAGAUUUAAACAACAACAAAAGUAG
This is a messenger RNA of Hansenula ciferrii, 1824 nucleotides long. RefSeq names its product Vms1p (gene VMS1). Bases 1 to 1824 code for a protein of 607 amino acids. The record is from RefSeq and is a predicted model, not a curated record. The transcript has a single exon. Lineage: Eukaryota; Fungi; Ascomycota; Saccharomycetes; Phaffomycetales; Wickerhamomycetaceae.